UCUUGAGAGUUGUCGUGCAAGCAUUCGUUUUUCUCUUAGCUUAUUCGGCCGUUUUUUAUGCGAUUUUUUGCAAUAAAAAGCUGUGAAGUUGUCGCAAAUAGCCGUUAUCGAGCGUUCGAACAUUGGCGAGUCGUUAUUAUCGUCACACAUAACCUUAUAUUGGCGUCCCGCCAACCGUUGGAUUUCCUCCUCCUGCGAACAUUAGAUGUAUCUUCAACGAGACGUACGGGCGCAGGAUAAUGCUUUAAACUGGUAAUGCACCCUCUGUAUGCAGCAGAUUUGGAAGAUCCUUAUAGGCAAGCAAGCAGGUGCACCAAGAAACACCUGUGACGAGCGUUCUGUAUAGUAACGACUGGAGGUGAGCCAGACUUUCAUACAACUUAAGAAGCUUCGUGGUAUGUGAACGUUCCUGUGCAACGGUUACGCGAGUGCGCGUAGUUUACCGUCGUCGCUAGUGAUGCUAAAACUGACGUUCCGCCAAGUAAAGCUUUCGAACCUUAGCAGUUGACACAAGCUCGUUGCAGUGCGCGCUUUUUUACAUUUGACAAGACUAAGUGAUCGUUAAGUGUAUAAAUAUAUAUACACAACAGUUCAUAUAGGACAGAAAGAGAAAGAAAAGAAAAACUCACAAAAAGCACAAUCUUUUGCUUUGCAUUUGUACGUAAGUGGAGAAAUGUCGCGCCGUCGGAGCCUUAGUGCCAGGAGAGUCCUGACUCUGGGCAAGAUAACGGAGCUGGAUAACGAGUCGCCGUUGACCCCCCCGACACCGGUCGCCGUCAUAACGCGGGAUCUCGAACUUUCAAGAUUAUCGGACGAUGAAAACAACGCCGCUACCGCCAACACUCCACUCGGCAGCCUGCAGCUAUCGUGGCCGCUGUUACGUGACAUGGAUAUCUCCAAAGAUAUAGACAACGACUGGAGCAAAACUGACUAUGAUGGCGACAAUACAGGCCUGUUCCGCAAUGCUUUUAAGAUCAAAGGCACGCCGGAGAACGCUGUAAAAGAGCAACAAAAACGCCAGCUGAGAUCGUCGUCAUCUGAAAUAUCAUCGUUCAUCAAACGUCCUCGUCGACUCGUCGGCAUGGCACUUGCGGCAGGGGCGAUGAUCACCUCGCCCAGCAAAAGUGGGGCUACGAGUAGCAGCAGCAUUAGCACCAGUAGCAGCUCCCACGAGAAUGAAGGUUCCCCCGCCAUCGCUCAAAACUUGACACCGUACAAGCCAGGUGGUAUCUUCAAGCUUACCAAGGCCCGUUUGCCGCUGGAAGAGUGCGACCCCAAUAGCCAGGACAGUGGCUACAGUGGCAGUUUGAGCUUCGGCGAAGAGAAGCCGCACCAGCUGCUAGAGCUCCACAGCAAACCAAAAUUCCAAUUCGCCGAGCCAUUGGCCGUCGCCCCGCGCAAAUUCUCCCUCGAUGCACGAAGCCCUAUGAAAUCACCCCUGCGUGCUUCGCCCCAGCAGACCCGUAAGCAGCCCGCCAUUUUCCAUAGCGUCUCCUCGGGCUACGAGAGCACCGAUGAUGGCUUCAACGACCUCAUUGAUAUGGAAAGCCUCGACAACGAUUGCAGUAGCCUGCCCAAUGGCCUUUCCAGUCUCAUCUCGGGCAAUAUCGUUGCCGACACUAGCGUCACUUCGACUUCAUCGUUGAAGUCAUUGUCGUCGCGUAAUGAAAACAAUGCGACCGAGCGCAUGUGCAUUUCGACGACGCCUGAAGCCACACCAAGUGCAACCACUGGCGGCCGAUCCAGGCUUGCCGUGCGCCGCUCGCUCAGCCUACAAAUUGACAGUGCCAGCUCACCUAGCGCCGAUAACGAGCGCAGCCCCGGACCCGCUGCAUCCCGUGUGCGCUCCUGUCUCUUCCGCUCUCCGACCGCCAGCUGCUCCACUGCCAAGCUCUGCUUUACUGACGAGAGCCCACGCGCCAGACCUGAGCUUGGCGUCAUCAGUCCACCACCCGUCUCCGGUCGCAAGUUCAAACGGCCCGAGCCACCCACCGAUCACUCGCCCGUCUUGGUCAAGCGCUCGCGCAAGAGCACAAGUUUCCAGGAUGUGCCUACGAGUAACUUGCAAACUGCGGGUGUCUUGCCCCAACCGUCGCCAGUGGUGUUACAGCGUAGCUUCUCAGAGACCGAGGCUCACGUCCACAUCAAGCGCGCUAUCGGACGUAGUACGACCGAGAACGACCUCACUGGUGACUUUAGCAAACCUUGUAUCCUGCCUCUGGCUGAGGGCCGGCACGAGGACUUGAAGUCCAUCAGUGUGGAGACGCUGUCGCGACUGGUCGAUGGCGAGUUUGCGGACAUGGUGUCCGAUUAUAAAAUUGUCGAUUGCCGUUACCCUUACGAGUACGAAGCAGGACAUAUCAAAGGGGCCCUGAACCUCUACACCAAAGAAAUGAUUGAAGAAUUCCUGCUAAAACCGCUCGAGCACGCUGCCCCGUCAAUCGAGUCCGAUGUGUCCAGAAAACGUAGCAUCCUCGUCUUCCACUGUGAGUUCUCGUGGGAACGUGGACCCAAUAUGUCGCGUUUCCUUCGUAACAUCGACCGACAGCUUAACAAGGAACAUUACCCCGCGCUCCACUAUCCAGAGAUAUACCUGCUGCAUGGUGGCUACCAGAGAUUUUAUAAGGAGAUGAAAAGUAUGUGCACGCCUCAGGACUAUCGGCCUAUGCGCCACCCUGAUCACGAGGCCGACCUCAAGCAGUUCCGUAGUAAAACAAAAAGCUGGCAGAGCGAGAAGACGGGCCGGCCAAACGUAGUCACUGCUAGAGCAAAUCUGAAGCGUUUGGGCUUUUAAGCUCAUAGUCAUUGUCUAAAAAUUAUGAUUAUUAAAAUAUUGAUUGUUUUAUAAUUAAAUAAAUUAUUGUAAAAGAAAAAUGUUAUAAUGCACCGUAAAGAAGAGACGUUCUUGAAAAUGAAUUAUCUGAGUGGAUCAUAGAAUUCGGCUCUCGUGUAUUUAUGUAUAAAUGUAAAUAUGUUGUUAUGGAACCUCGAUCUCAGUAGGGGCAGAGUCAUUUUCAAAUCUCACACCAAGCAGACUUUCUUUUAUAAUAAAUAAUUUUCUAUGAA
Messenger RNA from Copidosoma floridanum, 3066 nucleotides. Its product is annotated as M-phase inducer phosphatase cdc-25.2. Gene Ontology annotation, molecular function: protein tyrosine phosphatase activity. Gene Ontology annotation, cellular component: cytoplasm; nucleus. The record is from RefSeq and is a predicted model, not a curated record. Gene Ontology annotation, biological process: positive regulation of G2/MI transition of meiotic cell cycle; G2/M transition of mitotic cell cycle; positive regulation of G2/M transition of mitotic cell cycle. NCBI's taxonomy places the organism in Eukaryota, Metazoa, Arthropoda, Insecta, Hymenoptera, Encyrtidae.